Molecule: messenger RNA, 6270 nt
Organism: Hirundo rustica (Barn swallow)
Lineage: Eukaryota; Metazoa; Chordata; Aves; Passeriformes; Hirundinidae
Gene: FBXO31
Product: F-box protein 31
Exons: 10
Coding region: 1-1710 (569 amino acids)
Molecular function (GO): protein binding
Source: RefSeq, a predicted model, not a curated record
AUGGCGGUGUGCGCACGGCUGUGCGGCGUGGGGCCGGCCCGCGGCUGCCGCCGGCGCAGCGCCGCGAGGGAGCAGCGCCGCGGCGCCGCCGACAGCGAGCCCGACACCGAUACGGACCCCGAGGAAGCGGGAGGUGGCGGCGUAACGGAGGACGAGGAGGCCGCGGAACGCAUUGAGGGCGGGCGGCCCCUUCCGCCUUCUGUCGAGGCCGGCCCGGCCGGGCGGGCCCCGCUAUCACUGUUGGAGCUGCCCCCGGAGCUCCUGGUGCAGAUAUUCGGCUCCCUGCCCGGUACUGACCUGCCUAACCUGGCCCGAGUCUGCACCACCUUCCGCCGCAUCCUCCGCACCGACACGAUCUGGCGGCGGCGCUGCCGCGAAGAAUAUGGAGUGUGUGAAAACCUGAGGAAGCUGGAGAUCACAGGAGUGUCCUGUCGAGAUGUUUACGCCAAACGUAUAAACCCACGGGUGAAGUCGGGGCGUUUUAUGAAAAUCCUGCCCGACUACGAGCACAUGGAGUACAGAGAUGUUUACACCUGCCUGCUGCACCGGUACCGGCACAUCCUGGGAUUGUGGCAGCCGGACAUCGGGCCCUACGGGGGACUGCUGAACGUGGUGGUGGAUGGUUUGUUCAUCAUUGGCUGGAUGUACCUGCCCCCUCACGACCCUCACGUGGAUGAUCCCAUGAGGUUCAAACCCCUCUUCAGGAUCCACCUCAUGGAGAGGAAAUGUGCCACGGUGGAGUGCAUGUACGGCCACAAGGGACCUCAUAAUGGCCACAUCCAGAUUGUAAAGAAGGACGAGUUCUCCACCAAGUGCAACCAGACGGAUCACCACCGCAUGUCAGGGGGCAGGCAGGAGGAAUUCCGGACGUGGCUGAGGGAGGAGUGGGGUCGGACUCUGGAAGACAUUUUCCACGAACACAUGCAGGAGCUCAUCCUGAUGAAGUUCAUCUACACCAGCCAAUACGACAACUGCCUGACGUACCGGCGCAUCUACCUCCCCCCCAGCAGCCCCGAGGACCUCAUCCAGCCAGGCCUCUUCAAAGGCACCUACGGGAGCCACGGGCUGGAGAUCGUCAUGCUGAGCUUUCAUGGGAGGAAAGCCAAGGGCACUAAGAUCACUGGAGAUCCCAACAUCCCAGCUGGACAGCAGACUGUGGAGAUAGACCUGGCACAUCCUCUGCAGCUGCCUGACAUCGAGAACCUGCACGACUUCAGCGAGCUCUCCCGCAUUGUGCUGGAGGCGCAGGAGCAGGUCCGGCGGGAGGAGCAGGAGCGGGAGCAGCGGCAGGAGGAAGAGGAGCAUUCCCAGCAGGCUGCCUCCCCGCCUGCCAGUCCCCUGGGAGGAGGAGAAGGUGCUGAGGGGGAAGAGACUGCAGCUGGGGCAGAGGGGACGACCCAGGACAAGGCCCCAGCUUCCCAGCCCUUCGUGCUGCCCAUGGGGGUGAUAUCGAGGAAUGAGGAUUAUCCCCGGACCUGCCGGAUCUGUUUUUACGGGACGGGGCUCAUCGCUGGGCACGGCUUCACCAGCCCCGAGAGGACGCCGGGAGUGUUCGUCCUGUUCGACGACGACCGCUUCGGCUUCAUCUGGCUGGAGCUCAAAUCCUUCAGCCUCUACAGCCGCAUCAAGGUCUCCUUCCAGAACGCCCAAGCGCCUUCCAGGGAGGCCUUUGAUGAGAUGCUCAAGAACAUUCAGUCCCUGGCUACUUGAUGAGCGGUUGGUGAUGGAUGGGGCUCGGGGUGGCAAAGGCUGCUGAGCUCCCCAGCCGGGGCUGGGCUGGGCGCUCUCCUGGCUCUGGGUACCUCUGGAUAGAAGCAUGCACUUUGAAUAAAGCCUUUUUACCCCAAAUGUUACACACACAUCCCAGAUCAGACGUGCCCUUCCCUCUGUGCCGCUCCACGCCGCUUCCCAGCGGUUCCUUUUGUUUCCCAGUCUGCGCUUUGGAGAGCUGAAGGGAUCCUGCAGAGAAAAAAAAAAAAAAAAAAAAGGAUGUAUUGGGACUAAACCAACUUCUGGACAGAGGAGGACAGGCAGUGAGAAAGCACAUCCUCCCCUCCAGAAACCUUUCUGUGGGUGCGGCAUUGCCGGGAGAGGCUGGUGUGAUAAUCAUCCUUGGCUUGCUAAUUGCAAUGUGUGGUUUCCUCUGGAGAAUUCCCUCAGCAAGGGCAGGACCCUCACUGCAGAUUGAGGGUGUGCAGCGCUGUCCUGGCUCCUGGGGCUUGAUGGACCUGCUGUCCCUGGAGCUCCAGGUCUGGCUGUCUCCCUGAGGCCAGAGAUCAUUUUUUUUUUUGGUUCCUUGCAGGAGCUAGGUGUGGGACUGGAGCUGGGUGUAAACUGCAAAAAAAAGCUCUGAUGUGUUCAGCUCUGGUUUAUACCUGAAAGGUUCUCUCAGAUCUUUAAAAUGGGUCUGAAAAAGCACGGGAAGGAGCCAAAAGAAACCCAGCUGUGAGAUGAGCCCAGGAGGCUCCAGAUGGGCAGCAGAAGGUGCCGCAUGUCACACGUGUCACUGUGUGACCCCAGGACUGCCAUUCCUGUUCAGGUUGCCCUUGAGAGUCCAGGGUGACAAGGGAUUGUCCUUGUGUGCCUCCUUGUGGCUCCUGGCACUCCCUUCUUUCCCGUUCUAGUUGCACUUGUUUCAUCCCAGAGGAUUUUGUGGGAGCUGUGUGCUGCAGGCAAGGGAGCAGAUUCCCUUUAGCCUGUGCUGUGCAGGGAAGUCCUGGCCAGUGCUCAUCUCCAGGCUGGGAGUUGUGCUGCACUAACACAACCCUUUGUUGCAGCUGCCCUCUGGCUGUGAUGACAAACUCCAAGUCCCUUCUCUUCUCCCCAGAUCGGUGUCUAACAAAACCCUGCCUUCACAUCUCUGCAGUUUCAGGUCUGUAAAUGUUAUCUGUACCUGUGCUGGGGAGGCUUCAGGCGCCUUCUGUGGAGAACUUUCAGUCCCUGCCUGGUUCCAGUGCCUGUGAGCAGCUUCUGUUCUCACUCUCGCAAGGGCUUUUUGCCAUUUCUGCCUCUCAUGUGUUCCCCAGCUGCGUGAGAAGCCAGGCUCCAGCAGAGAUGAGGAGCAGCAGCUCGUGUCACUCACAGGAUUAAUUCCUGUCUCUCUGGAUAGAGUCCUCCAAACCUCUGGGAAUUUCAAGGUGGUUUGGGGCACUUUUUGCUCUGUUCCCUGCAGGUUUGUGAGGAAAGCCUCAGAAUUGAGGCUGAGGAGCUGUUGGAGGCCUGGUGGAUGAAUGAGCUGGGGGAAGCAGCGUGGUUGUGAGCAGCCUGUGGAGGUUUUCCUGCACAGGGAGGAGCCAGCUGGGAUCACACAGGGCUGGCACAGAGGCGCUGGCUGCUCCCUGCCCUGCGCCUUGCAGAGUGGGCAGAGAGGGGACCUGGAGCUGAAACUGGGCAUCUCAGCCUCGUGCUGCAGCUGCUGAGCUCUGUGCAGAGCUCCUGCCUGAUUUGCAGAGGUUUCCAGUUUGGUGCAGGUUUCUGGGACAGCUGAAGAUGUUCAGUGCUGGCUUGACGGUUGGACUCCAUCUCAGAUCUUUUCCAACCUAAAUGUUUCUAUGAUUAGGAUUUUAUUGCCUGUUCAUCUUGGAAUUUGCUGUUAGGCUGCUGCAGUUCUGCCUUGUGUUCUCCCUGACGUCCCACAGGGAUGGGAGAUGUCCUCUUGGGCAGCUGUUCCCAUUGCCUGUCCCUAAAACCAGCUCUUCUUCAGCUGGAUCCAAAGCUGUGAUUGCAGAUUCCUCCCCGCUUCAAUAUCUCCACCAAAAAAAAAAAAAAAAAAAAAUCCUGAAGUUUCACACCACUGGAUUGAUAAUUUUUGCAUUUAGCUUUUAAAUUACGACAAUUUUUUUUUUUUUUUUAAUGGAGAUUAAAAUCCAGAUUGCACUGAUUGCCCUGCAAGUACCUGAGGCUGCAGUCACUCUCCCAAGCCUUGACCUGUCUGUAGCCUCUGUCACCUGUUUGCCGUUGGUUUGUGCAUCUGCUCCUCCCCGGGCUUCUCGUCCCUUCUGAACCUUUCCAGUGGCAGUGCCAAGGCUCUCCUGAAGGCCAGACCUGCUGGGCUGGCUGGAGAGAAGGGUUUUGGUGGAAGCUGAUGCCUUGUGGGAUUUUCCCAGCUCUGCCUUUGCCCCCUGUAGUGGCGUCUUUUUAUUUAUAACUCACCUGGCUGGCCUCAAAACGUCAGGAUAAUUCCUGAUUAAAGGCAGAACUGCUGAUUCCCCCCGGCUUCGUUCUGUCUGGAGCAAAGGAAAUAGCAAGUUUUGUAUUGAUACUCCUCCUCUGAUGCCUUUUCUCCCCUGCUGCUGCUCCAAGCCGGGCAGGCUUUUGUGGCAUUUCAGCAGAAAAUCCCCUGUGGUUUGGCUGAGGGCGAGGGGAGCUGUGAAGAUGGAUUUGGGAAUGUUCCUGUGCCCUUUCCUUCGUGCCUGGCUCUGUCAGUGCUUCCAGCAGGGUAACACGGAGCUCAAACUCCCAGCUCUGGAAUCGCUGGGGACGGGGAGACAGAUUCAGGAGCAGGGUCUGGAUGUGCUCACCCCGGGCUGAGGGGGUGCUCCUGCUUUCCCAAUCCUGCCUUUCCUCGUGGGAAGCUGUGCUGACACCCAGGGCUUGGCCGUGCUGACACCCAGGGCUUGGCCGUGGUGACACCCAGGGCUUGGCUGUGCUGACACCCAGGCCUUUGCUGUGCUCGCUCGUGUUUGCUCAGCCUGCCCCACCCCCUGCAUUCCCCACUUCCUUCCCAAAUCCCGGUUUUCCAGCCCUUGGGGAUCUCUGUGCGAGCUGUUGGCAGGGAUAACGUGUGCUGGGGCCCUGCAGAUGGUGAUCAGUCUCCGCUGCCGACGUCUCCUCGUCCCUUUGGCUCCGCGGGAAAUCUUGGGGACAGUUGGCCGGAUUUCUUCAUCCCAGAUGGAUGGGAAGUGCUGGCGAGGGUGGAAAACAGCUUGGCAGGGGUAGGAACGCUCUUGGCAGGAGCCUUUUGGAUUGAACAAAGCCUUUGCAGGGAGGUUGCAGAGCCCCAGUGGCCGCUGCAAGACCUGGAGCUGAAUUCUGGCUCGGGGACAAGGAAGCGUCUGGUUCACGUGCUGGGGAUGGGUUCUGCUCCUCCAUCCUGCUCCCUGUGUUGUCAAAACACAUGGAUUUGGCCAGCUGGAAAACAGGAGCGUCGGAGCUCCAGCUUGUUUGCCUUGGGCGUGGUUUGAGAGCUGUGAACGUGGCUGUGGGAGGUGUGUCAGGCUGGAUUUUACUGACGAGGGAAAAAGGAUGGAAUUGUUUGUAAAUUUGGGUGUCAGCCCCGUUGUGGAGGGGACAGCAGCAGUGUUGAGGGCAGUUCCUUAGGAAAUGUGUGCUGGGGAGAAAGGGAAUUCCGUGCAAACGUGCCCGGAGGUGUCAGCUCCCAGGAAAAGCCCAGCUGGCUCCGUGGUUACUUUCCAACGAGGACGGCUUUUCCGUGCUUUCUGUUAAUUUAAACCUAGUGGAACGUGGUGGGAGUCUUGGGUGUCGUGUGGGAACGGGUUGUUCAGGCCCACCUUGCUAGUGUAGGGAACGGUGAUGUGUUAGCUCUGUCGUGUAGCUGGCUGCUCACGUGGCCGGUGAUCCCCUGUGGUGUUCAGCUGCCGAAGGCUCGUGCUGCCCUUACCGGUGAGUUAUUUGGGAUGUGGAGUGGAAGAGAGAGAGGUACCGAGCUGCGAGUGCCACCGACCUUUGGGUGCUUUGUGUGCUGAAUUAAAAUGUGUGGUUCUGGUUUUUGUUUUGGAUUGAUAACCUUUGGAACUUUGGAGGCGAAGAGCACUUGGCUCGGCUGCGUUCAUUAGCUUAAUUAAAGCGACCUGCACUUUUGUUUGGUCAUUGAUUACUCCCCCUUCCCUGUCCCCGUGUGUAUUUUGCACUCACCACUUUAUCAUGACACUGAUGGAUUAAUCUGGGCAUUUCCUGUAUGUUUUGAGUGUGGGUAAGUCUCUAUAAUAUAUUAAAAAUGAAGGUGAACCAUAAAUCCCUGCUUUGUACAGAGGGCGGUGGGGGGAAAAACCAUUGGGAAUCCACCACCACAAGGAUCCGUGUGGAACAUGAGAAGUUUAAUCUCCUCACCUCUGUCCAAGGGCUGGGGGAUUUCCCUGUCCUUUCCUUGGGGGCUUUGAGAGGGAUUGGGAUGUGUAAAAUCAACACCUGGCCUACUUCCGCCCAGGUUUUGGAAAGCUGAGCAAGCUCUGUGUGUUACUUUUACACCUGAUCAUUGUUACCCAAGGAGCCUUUUCCAGUUUCAAAUAAUAAAAAGCGAAGUUUUGUGAA